GAUGGCCGACAAGGCAGUACCUAAAAGCAUUUGGUGGAUCCCAAGCCAUGUGAUUUGAUCAGAGAAAUCGAACAAAAAGCAGAGUAGGAAACUUCCGAGUUGCUUCGCAAUCAAUUAGCUGGAAAUGCAGUCGAAACUGUGUCAUCUUUUAUAUAUACCACUCGGCUGCUGCCUCCGUUUCAGUCUCUCCCUUCUCCUUCAAGGCUUCAACCCCCACCGAACCUACUCAACAUGGCUGAACUUGCCUUUGGAAUCAUAGGGAAUGUCAUACAGAAGCUUGGCUCCGUUGCUUACCAAGAGUUCACCUUGUCAUCGGGUUUCAAAAGCGAUCUGAAAAAGCUUAAGCGCACCAUGUCAAUCAUUAGAGAGGUGCUACUGGAUGCUGAAAAGAAGCAAGCAAGUGACCGCCUGCUGAGAAUCUGGCUAGGGCAGCUCAACAAUGUCCUUCAUGAUGCAGAGGAUGUGCUUGAUGAAAUUGAGUACCAAGCUUUAAGGGAGCAAGUGGUUGCCACUUAUGGGAGCACUUCUACAAAGGUACGUCAUUUCUUUUCAUCCUCUAUAACACGUGCAUUCCCUUUCAAACUGGCUCAUAAGAUCAAAGGCAUUAGAGAGAGAUUAGAUGAGAUUGCUGCUGAGAAAGAUCAAUUUAAUCUCACCAUAAUGCGUGGAGAUGCACAUAUCAUGCACCGGAUGAGGGAUCCGACCCACUCUUUUGUUCACGCAUCAACUGUAAUCGGUAGGGAUGAGGACAAAGAAAAUAUCAUAAAUCUUUUGAUGCACCCAGAUUGUAGCAAAAAUGUCAAUGUAAUUUCCGUAGUUGGGUUGGGAGGUUUGGGGAAAACCACAGUUGCCAAGUGGGUGUACAACGAUGAACGGGUAGUUGGGCUUUUUCAAUUGAGAAUGUGGGUUUGUGUGUCUGAAGAUUUUAGUCUUGAAAGAUUGAUAAAAGAAAUCCUUAAAUCUGCACGUUGUACAAUUGAUCCUGAUUGGAGUGUGGAUACAUUGCAAACUGUAUUGAGACAACAAUUAAGGGAUAAGAAAUUUCUACUUGUCUUAGAUGAUGUCUGGAAUGAAGAUCGUAAUAAGUGGAUUGAAUUGAGAGAUUUGUUAAUUGGUGCUUCCGAAGGAAGUGAAAUUAUAGUGACAACACGAGGUAACUUGGUUGCCUUCGCUAUGAGCACCGAUUCUACAUAUAGUUUAAAAGGUUUAUCCCAACAUGAUUGUUUGUCUUUGUUUGUGAAAUGUGCAUUUACGGAAGGAGAAGAGAAACAACAUCCAAACCUCUUAAAAAUUGGAAAAGAGAUUGUUGAAAAAUGUAAAGGGGUACCGUUGGCAGUGAGGACUUUAGGAAGCCUGCUUUAUUCAAAAGUUGAUGAACGGGAGUGGGAAUUUGUAAGAGAUAACGAGAUAUGGAAAUUAGAACAAAAGGAGAGCGACAUCUUACCCGCAUUGAAAUUGAGUUACGAUCAACUGCCAAUUCACUUGAAGCGAUGCUUUGCCUUUUGUUCUCUUUUCCCAAAAGACUACCGAAUCGGUUCAUUUCCUUUGAUUCACCUAUGGAUGGCAAAUGGACUACUAUGUGAAAUGACUAGUGAUAAAAAACAAGACUUGGAAGAUGUUGGGCACUCGUAUAUAAAAGAGUUGUUGUCAAGAUCUUUCUUCCAAGACUAUGAGGAAGAGACUAUAGGCUUUCCCUUCUAUUCAUUUAUAAUGCAUGAUCUCAUCCAUGAUCUUGCAAUCUUAGUUGCGCAAGGAGAAUGUUCAGUAGUAGACUCAGACAACAAUGACAUUGCUGGAAUUGUUCAUCAUUUGGCAUUUUCAAAAAUUGGUCAAGAAGUUCCAAAAUGCUUAGACAAGUUAACAAAUGUUCGUACCGUUAUGACCACUAUAGACUUCCAAACACUCCCAUUGUCCUUAGCUGAAGCAUGCAUCUUGAGAUUCAAGUGCUUGCGAUUUCUUGACUUAAGUGAUUCAUCUUUUGAGGUGUUACCAAGUUCUAUCGGUACUCUGAAGCAUUUGAGAUAUCUCGACCUAUCUGGUAAUGAAAGAAUCAAGUUACUUCCUAAUUCAAUCUGCAAGCUACACAAUUUGCAAACAUUAAUUCUUGUAGAAUGUUGUGAACUUGAACGGUUGCCCAAAGAUAUAAGGAACUUGAUCAACCUUAUCAGCUUCGCAGUGACAAUAAAGGACACUUGCUUUUGGGAGAAGAGAUCCUUGAAUUCUCUUCGGUUCUUUGCUGUAACUAAUUGUCCGAGACUAGAAGUUUUGUUUCAAGGAAUGGACCAGUACCUCACCAACGUUCGGACACUGGCAAUAAAAGAUUGUGAAAGUUUGACAUCUUUGUCACACAGUAUCAAGCACCUGACUGCCUUAGAGUCCCUGCUAAUUAAUAAAUGUCCAAAGCUUAGUUUGAUGGGAGGAGAAAAAGACAAUCAAGAUCUCAAGCUGAGCCUCCGAACUUUAGUAAUUAGCGAUUUACCAAAGUUGGAGAUUUUGCCCCAAUGGCUACGAGGAUCUGCUAAUACUUUACAAUUCCUAAGAAUUGAAGAUUGUGAGAACUUCACGGCCUUGCCUGAUUGGCUACCAACUCUCAAAUCACUUCAUGCACUUGAGAUUAUCAAGUGCCCCAAGUUGUCAUCUCUUCCGGUGGGGACACAACUUCUCACUGCGCUAAGAAAAUUGAAGAUUGAAGAUUGUCCUGAAUUGAGUAGGAGAUGCAAAUUGGAAGAUUAUCCCAAGAUCGCUCGUGUACCAAAGGUUGAACUUGAUGGGGACAGAAUUCUUCAACAUAAGAAGAUGACGAGGAGUAGAGGAUAAGAUGCUGACCGUGGAAGCCUGAAUGUAGAGAAGUUUAAAGUUAUCUGUUUAAUUAUUUCCGCCAUUGUAAUUUGAAUUAAUAGAUGAAAAAAAAAAACAUUGUUGCCG
This is a messenger RNA of Corylus avellana, 2925 nucleotides long. The record is from RefSeq and is a predicted model, not a curated record. Lineage: Eukaryota; Viridiplantae; Streptophyta; Magnoliopsida; Fagales; Betulaceae.